Messenger RNA from Penicillium digitatum Pd1, 2802 nucleotides. The record is from RefSeq and is a predicted model, not a curated record. Lineage: Eukaryota; Fungi; Ascomycota; Eurotiomycetes; Eurotiales; Aspergillaceae.
AUGAUUCACAAGUUCUGGAAUGUCCGGUUAUCUCCUGCUGGUCAAACGUGGGAGCCUCCGCCGAUGGAUGAGGAUGCCAGCGAAGACGAGCGCAAGCACAUUCGCGAUGAAGAAGAUAUUAUGGAAGAGAAGGUCUUCAAUAUUUGGAAUACCCUCUCUACCUUUGAAGAAUCCUCCGCCGCUUGCAUCUCAGAUAUGCUGCUUCAUGUAAGCAAUGGCGCAUACAUAGAUGGUGUUAUAGUGGCCAAGCGCUUCAUUGAACACGUGGAGGUCCUCUUCGGGGCAGUCGAUCAGUUAGCGGAUUAUAUCAAAUCCCACGAGUUGAAAGAACUUUCUUAUGGCCGAGAAGCCAAACUUCUCUGCAAAAAGAUUGUGGCUUUCUUCGCCCUUCUAUCGAAAACCCAGGAAACCGGAGUACGCAAACUUGGCGUCACUCAGGAACUUCUGUCACUGGUGACAGGUCUCGCUCAUUACCUCAAGCUCCUUAUCCGCAUCGGUUUACAAGGUGCACUCAAACUUGAACGCGAGAAGUCUGCAUCAGACGGUUUGCAAAAUUUCCUAGAGCACCUCCGUGAUCUGGAGUCAUUAGCCGAGCGCGAAGACGACGACACACCAGUUGACCUGAUGGCUGGAGUGGAGGGUUUGGCCGAUCAACUUUCGGAUUGUUGCAUUUCCUGCAAAGAACCAAUUGACGAUGAAUGCGUUCAGCUGGGAAAGAGCCGUUGGCACAUCAAGCCGCCUCAUCUUUCAUGCAAAUCCUGUGAGAAGGACUUGACCGCUGACCUCCAAGACGCAUUGUGGAGCGACAGUGAGGUACAAGUCUAUUGUGGCGCUUGCGCCCACCAAAUGCAACUUGGCCCUGCUGUGAAGGGUGGUUUCACUCCAGUCUCAAAAUUGCAGCAAUUCGUUUUCUUGCUGAAAGUGGCACUCGCACGUCUUCUCGCCGUGCUUCGAUCCGGGGGGACCUUGCCUCAUACAUCAGACGACCCGAACCUCAAGGAGUAUGACAACAAAGACGGCUAUCAUGUGACACCCCAGAUUCGCCGGGCAAACACACUUUCCCAGGCAUACGGCGGUUCCUCGCGAGAUGGCUUUGAGGAAACAUCCCUUGAGCAGACCGUCGGAGAGAUGCGUCGGCUGCGCUCCAUUCGCAACGAGCGAACCCUAUCCACAACAUACAAACGGGCCCGCGCAUCCAGAAUCAUUGAUGGACCAGAAGGCAGAAGUGCCCGGCCAGGGUCAUCUGGCAAUGAUGGCAAUGAUGCGAGAGGCCACGGUUUCCAGAUUGUUGAAGAACGGGAUGCCAAUGGCGAAACCGUAACCGAUCUGACAUUCGGAAAUCAGGACGCUUUGACACUAGAUGAUAUCCCCCGCAUUGUUGCUGCUGAGCAAGCCAAGGAGCAGCGACCUAAUGCCUACCGGCAUGCUGGUACGAAGCUCAUUGGGGGGACAGAGCCGAUUCCCAGGUACAAUCAAGGCCACCAACGGGGAGUGUCGAGUGGAAAUUUGGAGGCUCUCAUGGAGCCAACACGAACCAAGCGUUACUUCUCAGAACUGACUGCUUUGGAAUAUUUCAUCGUUCGCCACGUGGCUGUGCUACAGAUGGAACCCUUGGUAGAGGGCUAUUUUACCAUGGAGGAGCUACUUUCUCUCAUUGAGUCACGUAAACCUACCAUAUGGAAUAUCUUUGGUCGUGCCUUCAAAGACAACAAGAAGGGUAGUAAGAAGAAGGGUGUCUUCGGUGUUGGUCUGGACUACUUGGUCGAAAAGGAGGGCACCGAGUCAAGUCACGGUGUUGGCCCUGGUGCGCUUCGCAUUCCGACACUGGUUGAUGACUCUGUUUGCGCUAUGCGACAGAUGGAUAUGUCUGUGGAGGGUGUCUUCCGAAAGAACGGCAACAUCCGCCGAUUGAAGGACACCGCGGAGCUAAUAGACACCAAGUACGAACAAGUAGAUCUGACAAAGGAAACACCCGUGCAGAUCGCAGCUCUCUUGAAGAAGUUCCUCCGUGAGAUGCCCGAUCCGCUGUUGACUUUCAAGCUACACAGACUAUUUGUCAUCUCACAAAAAAUGGACGACGCGGAGAAACAGAGGCGACUACUUCACUUGACAUGCUGCCUGCUUCCCAAAGCCCAUCGUGACACGAUGGAAGUGUUGUUUGCCUUCUUAAACUGGACAUCAUCCUUCUCGCAUGUGGAUGAAGAGUCUGGGAGUAAGAUGGACAUUCACAAUCUUGCGACCGUCAUCACGCCCAAUAUACUUUACCCUAAUGCCAAAAACAGCACAGUGGAGGAGAGCUUCUUGUCUAUCGAGGCUGUCAAUGCCUUGAUUACGUACAACGAUAUUCCAGAAGACCUGCAAUCGGUUUUGGGUGAUACUACUCUUUUCAGGGAGAAUGCCGAAGUUACGACCAAGGAAAUCCUCAAGCGAUAUGGCGACAUUGCUCGAGGCAGCUUUUCACAAAGACCAGAGAAUGGCGGCGAGACAUUCACGAUCACCACCCCCAACCGAAACAACAGCACCCCAGCUUCCGCGCGUAUCGAGACCGAUCCAUCUCAGGAUGCAGCCUGGCAGAUGCAAACUUCGGUUCGCCAUGUGCCCGGGCCCGGCGGACAUUCUCAUUCUACAAGCACCAACCCCCAGGCUGGGCAUGAUUUCGUUCCACCUCCGCCAGCAGCGUACCUCCGUGGCCGGAGCACCAGCAACGGUAGCCAGUCAAUUGCAGGGGCACCUGAUGGUCAAUCAUCAAAUGUGGCAUAUAGGCCGCGUCCAAGUGCAGGUGCCAUGGGUGUUACCGGCUAG